Messenger RNA from Oryza brachyantha (malo sina), 1416 nucleotides. Its product is annotated as two-component response regulator ORR1. The record is from RefSeq and is a predicted model, not a curated record. NCBI's taxonomy places the organism in Eukaryota, Viridiplantae, Streptophyta, Magnoliopsida, Poales, Poaceae. Gene Ontology annotation, biological process: cytokinin-activated signaling pathway; phosphorelay signal transduction system. Bases 21 to 731 code for a protein of 236 amino acids. The transcript is spliced from 6 exons.
GGCUGCUGCUGGUGGUUGAGAUGGAGGCGGGAGGAGGAAGGGCGGAGGAGGGGGUGACGAGGGUGCUUCUGGUGGACGACUCGCCGGUGGACAGGAGGGUGGUGCAGCUCCUCCUCAGCAGCAGCGCCUGCGCCGGCUCCUUCCAUGUUAUCGCCGUCGACAGCGCGAAGAAGGCCAUGGAGUUCCUCGGCCUCAAGGAAGAAGGCAAGGAGCAGGAGCAGGCCAUCGACAUGGUACUCACCGACUACUGCAUGCCUGAGAUGACCGGCUAUGAGCUUCUCAAAGCCAUCAAGGCGCUGAGCCCUCUGAAGCCGAUCCCGGUGAUCGUCAUGUCGUCGGAAAACGAGCCCCAGAGGAUCAGCAGAUGCUUGAAUGCUGGUGCUGAAGAUUUCAUCGUAAAGCCUCUUCAAAGCAAGGACGUACAGCGGCUCAGGAACUGCUCGUCCGCGAACGCGCAGUGCUGCAACGCCGGGAGCGAUGGCAAGCUGCUGCUCCCAUCGGACCACGUCGUCGUCGAUGCCUCCGCCGCCGCCGCAGCGUCGACGCCAUCCUCCCGGCGACGAGCGCGCUUCGCCGGUGUUGCCAUGGUCCUGCACUCGUCGAGCGUCGAGCUGUCGCAUUACUUCCCUUUCCUAUUCAAGUUCAUCCUGCUGGUGUACGCCAUCCUGUGCCUGGGUGAGCUCCUGCACAGAUGGUCAAACGGAUGCUUCCUCGACCUGUGGUGUGCUUGACAAAUGACACCUGGUGCAGUCCAAGGCAAAGGCAGGGGACUGCAAGGCUGCAGCUGGCAAGCUCUUCUUUGCAAUAGCUUAUGCACUGAAGGAGCAGCAUGCAGAGGAGGUUAAUGUUACAACAGAUGAUGAUGAUGAUGAUGAUGAUGAUGAUGGAAGUUUUAGGUAGAUUGUUUGCUUUGAGAUUCUAACCUGAAGUUUGGUUCUCCUUGCCUUUGGUUGAUCAGAGGAGGGAGGCAGAACCACCCUUGUAUCCUUGUACAAAAAGCAUAAUGAGGCAGUAUCUGAUGUCCUUUUUGGCUGGGAUCUUGGCUGAUAUGCCGAUGUGACAUUCAGAGAACUUUUUCCUUGCCCCUUUCCUUUCGCUGAUGGCAACUGGUCACCUGUAUUGUAGUUCAGAUCCCAUGAGAAAAGAACUUAAACAAGUUGACUAAUGCAACAUCAGGUUCUUCUGCUGGGAAAUGAAACAAAAAUGCAGAUAGACAGUACGGUUUCACCACAACGGCUGUAAACUUGUAGUUGCAUUCAGACAGGCGAAACUGCGCCAUAGAAUGUUUUUCAGUUGUGACAUUUCAAGCUAAUGACUCGAUUUCCAAAUGAAAGCUAUUUACACGCCUAGCAAUGUACAGCUGUAAGGUUCUAUAUCUUCAUAGUAUCAUCUCCUUGUGGAGGAAUGUGAUCUCCC